Neocloeon triangulifer is the source of this 3510-nucleotide messenger RNA. Its product is annotated as probable G-protein coupled receptor CG31760. The record is from RefSeq and is a predicted model, not a curated record. NCBI's taxonomy places the organism in Eukaryota, Metazoa, Arthropoda, Insecta, Ephemeroptera, Baetidae. The transcript has 13 exons. Gene Ontology annotation, biological process: G protein-coupled receptor signaling pathway. Gene Ontology annotation, cellular component: membrane. Gene Ontology annotation, molecular function: G protein-coupled receptor activity. Bases 42 to 2774 code for a protein of 910 amino acids.
CUUUCAUUUCAUGCCGACGAUGUGCUGACUUUUCCCGAAAAAUGCGGUUCGCCGAGUUGGUGCUGCUGGCGGCGACAAUGCUCGCGCUCGGCGGCGAGGCGCUGUCCGACGGCGUCGCCGUCCAGCUCAGACACGAAAAGUCCAAGAAGAUCCACCAGCAGCUCAGCAGGCACCACAAAAUUCAACCCCCGGUGGACCUCGUCGCGCCUAACGUGACGUCCAGCAAGAAGCGCCGGUCGCAAAACUCCAAGGUGAUGCCGCAGUUGGUCGCCGAGGUCGUCAAGAGUUCGAACGGGGCGCCCAAUUUGGAGAACAAACUGCUCGCCUACGAGAGUGUCGACGCGGAAAACAACACAGCCGCCGAGCCGAAGAGGACCACCGGACGAAAGACCUUUGAUAUCGUGACCAGAUUUCUCAGGAUUGUUGAGACGCAACACCUUCUUGGCGACAAUUGCACCGCUGGCACUGAUCUCAACCUUGGGGAAGGGGUUGUCGACAGAUACGCGCAGGAGCGGUUCAGGGUGGAGGCGGAAGUGGCCGUGAACCGCGCCAACACCCUGACCCGGUUGUGGAAAUACGCCGGGCGCCAGGUGAUGGAGAGCGAGUACCUUCUGCACGCGGGCGUCCGCGCCAUGGUGGACUUCGACAGUGACAUUUUCGCGGCGGGCAAUUGCUACGACCAGAAUCAGUACAAGGACUACUGGUUGUUUUGUCCGUACGCGUACCGCCUGCCCGAGGGGCCCAUCCUGGCCAAGGACCUGGCCGUCGAGUACAAGUACCUGAGCAACAGCUCCGAGUGGUUCUACAUCGCGCGCAAGAACGCCGAUCGCGUCAUCGCGGCCGACAAGCAGUUCAGCAAAGGCUUCAACACUUACACGCACAACGAGUCUGCCCACUCGGCGCGGAUGCCGGAUGAAAUCCUUGCGGUGACGUACGAGGACGGCCACUGGAGCAAACCCUACUACGAUUGCGGUGGUGCCAACAUCUGGAUGCUCACCUACACGGUGCCCUUCUUCGGCUUUGACCACCAGGCCAACAAAUACUACUUCAAAGGGACGAGUGGAAUCGAUAUUGAUUUGCGUCGAGUGGACAUCGACCAGUGCCCUUUGCCUCUAGACUCGUCCGAGCUCAACAUUUUUGCAGCGUCGGACAAGUGCAAAACGGACACAACCGAGUGCGUACCUGUGCCAGGAUUGGGAUUCCGUCGUGGUAGCUACAUGUGCGUCUGCCGUCGAGGCUUCUACUUCCCGGACAUUCUUUCCCAAAACAGAUACUUCAACGGCACCGUUAUUGAAGAGGAGUACGAGAAAUACAUGAUGGGCGAGGACAGCAGGUACCCCCAAGACAGUGUGUUUGAGUGUUUGAAGUGCGCCGACGGGUGUGACGCUUGCGUUGACGCGAGUCCGUGCGUCCUGGCGCUCAACUGGGCCAUGCGCAGCGCUGUGCUUGGCCUAUCACUGGUGCCGGUGCUCUGUCUGCCCGUCGUCGUCUGGUUCACCUGCAGAUACGGACACGUCAAGGUUGUCCGCGCUGCGAGUCCGGUACUGCUGCGAGUAAUCGCCCUGGGCGCGUUUCUCAUCUACUGCACUACGAUUGUCAUGUACCCGCAGCCCAACAUGAUCACCUGCUCGCUGCGCGUGUGGCUCCGCGAGAUUGGCUUCUCGCUUACCUACGGUGCUCUUAUGCUCAAAACUUGGAGGAUUUCCGUAAUCUUCCGAGUGCGUUCGGCCAAGGCGGUGCGCAUCACCGACAUGGACCUGCUCAAGAGGCUCGGCUUCAUCGUGGGCGCUUUUUCGGCGCUGCUGCUGAUGAGGACGCUGGUGGCGCCGCCACCGGUGGUCGUCGCCAAGUCUGCCGACGACCUCAAGGCCUUCCUUUGUCGCACCGAUUGGUGGGACCACUGCUUUUCGCUCAUGGAGGUGGUGCUGCUGGUGUGGGGCAUCUGGCUGUGCAUCGGCGUGCGAAAGGCGCCCUCCGAGUUCAACGAGUCUCGAUUCAUAUCCAUGGCCAUUUACAACGAAUUCCUCCUCUCCAUCUUUCUCAACAUCUCCAUGCUGUUCCUGCAGUCACCGGCCAACCCUGACCUCCUUUACGUGAUAUUUUUCUCGCACACGCAGCUGACGGUGACCAUGCUGCUCUGCUUCAUCUUCGGCAGCAAAGCGUACAUGGUGUACAAAGGCCAGGGCAAAAUAGAGGAGCACGGCGCUGGCUCGUACGGGACGAAACCGGCGCAAACGGCCAUCAAGUUCCUGACUGCGGGGUCGCGACACUCGCCUCGCGGUUCGCCCAACAGGACCAUGUACGGCGGGGCCACGCCACAGGCCUAUUCCAACACGCCAUCAAGCGCAGCCCUGCCGCCGCUCGAGCUCAAUGGAGACCCAAGCUUGGAGCUGGACAGGUUGAGUUCUCAGCUGGAGUUGCUGCGUCAGCGGCACGUCAAGAUGGGCACAAACCGACGCGUGUUGUGCAAAAUCGCGGCCAUCCAGCGGGUGAUCGGCGAGGUGGAGGACGAGGACGACGACGAGAGUCCGCUCGAGACGCGCGACGGCCACAGUCUGAACAAUGUGAUAGCCGCGGUGACGGACAAGAUCGUGUGCGCCGCCAUGAGUCGGGUGGACAGCGUCCCGGACACCGAUGACCUCGACGACCUCGGCACGCCCGGCCUGGACAUGAGCGUCGAGUCGGCCGCGCUCAACCGCAGCCUCACGCGAAUCGCCAACAGCUCCAUCACGCUCGACGACAAGACGCACUUCACAAACGAAAUCUCGGUGUAAUCAAGGUGCGGUAAAUUAUCAUAAAAUAUCAACAAAUUUCUCACUUUUGGUGCGAAGGGUGGCUUACUUGGUUAAAAAAAAUCGAUUCUAAUUCGAUAUCAAAAAGAAAUAGUAGAUUUUUUUUAGAAAAUUAUGAUAAAAAAAAAUUGUUGUUUAAAUUUUAAAUAUUUGUGGUAAAUUUAAAAAAUCUUUAGGUGUUCUCACAAUCAGUGGAUUUUAAAUAAAAUUGUUUCAUUAUAUAGGAAGGAAUUUUAUAUUGAGAACAGUUCAAAUUUGACUAAAAAAUUUAAAAUCUCAUUUAAAAAUCUUAUCUAAUUCUUGUGGAAUAAUAAAACUUUCACUUCACUGUUUAUUUAAAAGAACUCUUCAGCAUGUCCUUUUUCAUGCCUUGCAAUUGAAUUUUUCAUUGAAUUUUCCAAUCGCCGAUUUAAAAUUUAGUUUUCUUUCAAAUUUUACAAUUAGAUUAAUCAUUGAUGAAUCUGUGAGGAAAUUACAAGUUGAAACUAAGAAACGAACCUUUUGGAGUAAAAUUGAUUAACAAUGAAUCAAAUCAAUCAAUAAUAAAAAAUUGAGGUAUUUAAUAUAAAAAUUAAAAAAAAAGAAAAUAAUAAUGAAAAUUUGUCUGUUUAAAGAUCAAAUUAAAAAUUGUUCUACUGUAAAAUGAUUAAAAUGUGGACUUCUCUCUGGCAUUUUUUCUUUUUGUCUGGAGAUUGCGACGCUCUGUUUUUUUUUUUUA